Malaya genurostris is the source of this 2937-nucleotide messenger RNA. RefSeq names its product gamma-aminobutyric acid receptor subunit alpha-6. Gene Ontology annotation, cellular component: synapse; neuron projection; membrane. The transcript is spliced from 8 exons. Gene Ontology annotation, molecular function: neurotransmitter receptor activity; GABA-A receptor activity; extracellular ligand-gated monoatomic ion channel activity. The record is from RefSeq and is a predicted model, not a curated record. Gene Ontology annotation, biological process: nervous system process; chemical synaptic transmission; signal transduction. The coding region runs from base 439 to 2478 and encodes 679 amino acids. NCBI's taxonomy places the organism in Eukaryota, Metazoa, Arthropoda, Insecta, Diptera, Culicidae.
CUCAUAGUUCGCGUAUUCGCGCAAACCAGAACGGCACGGACGCAGCACCGUCUAUCCAUAACGGCAUAGUGAAGCGAACUGGUCACAUCGUAGCUUUUCGCCGGGUUGUUUGCUAGCGGUUUUUCUCGUAGAUUUCGGAUCUAGCCGUCCCUAGCUGUGACAAAAUCCUGAUGUGUGUGAUUUUUGUGGUUUGAUGUUCUCAACACUGAUUAAGUAGCUUGAAGUGCAUUUGUGUUUAAGACAUUUGCUCAGUAGGGAAAUUCUGUGUUUAAUUUUUUGUCUUUAUCUGUAUAGAUCUGAAAGGGCAUCAAACCGCGCUGUUUUCCCUUUCAGUUCAGUUGUUCUACAGUUGCCCAUAAUUCCUGCCAAUUUCUGUGUCUCAUUUUCAACCAUAAUUGGCACGUGCUGCUCGAGUAAUAGGCUUUCAGAAUAUUUAAAAUGAUGCUAAAGCUGCUACUAUUUAUACUCGGAUCAUCAUUUCUAGGGAUAACCAGCAAGGUAUCAUGCUAUUCCGUGAAGGUAGGCCACAUUCAGCAGCACAACACACUGGAAAAUGGACUGCUGAUUGCCGCAAAUAUUUCGAUCGGUCACCUGCGCAAACACAAGUUCGUCUACUAUCUGCCAAGCAGAGUCAACGGUGCAUCUUCCGACGGCAAGCAGCAGCAGCACAACUCGUCCUCCUUUCUCAAACACGACUACACAAACAACACCAACAAAGCUAACUUCGAACUACGGGGAGAUCUUCUACCAACAAAACCUCGCCGAAUACGCCACAUUCCAAUUUCAACGGACCGAUCAACUUCGAUCGACGAGCGACCACCGCUGCAACAACAUCAACCAGAACAACCAGAGCUCCAGAAGAAAUAUCAACGCUAUUACAUCUAUAGUAGUGCUCCUCGCGAGCGUGCUGCAGGAACAGAACAGGAUGCGGAUCGAUUUAUGGCCAGCAAAUAUGAUCUUUUUAGAUCGCGAUCGGGAGCUAAUGGGCUACCGACUAGAUCAUUGAAUAUCUCGAAUCAAGAAUACGAGUACGAAUCUUAUCGAAAAGUGAAAAAACGCAGCGCCGCAGAUGACAUGCUAAGUAAAAACAUUACGAUGAUUUUGGAAAAUCUACUCAAGAGUUAUGAGAACUCCCAGAUGCCCACACAUGGACAAGGCAUUCCUACGGUUGUCAAGACAAAUAUACUGAUUCGUAGCAUGGGACCAAUGUCGGAACUAGAAAUGGACUACUCUAUGGAUUGCUACUUCCGUCAAUACUGGCGUGAUAAACGGCUUAGCUUCCACGGUCCAAUCAAGAGCCUAUCGUUGAGCAUUAAAAUGCUCGAACGAAUCUGGCGACCGGAUACGUAUUUCUACAAUGGGAAACAUUCGCACAUCCACACCAUCACGGUUCCGAACAAACUGCUCCGGUUGAGUCAAGACGGUGAAAUUCUGUACUCAAUGCGCCUGACGAUUAAAGCCUCCUGUUUGAUGCAAUUGCGAAGCUUUCCAAUGGACCGUCAGUCGUGUCCGCUGGUAUUGGGAAGUUACGCCUACUCCCGGCAGCAGCUAAUCUACGAGUGGCAAAAUGACGAAUCGGUCAACUUCGUGCCCGGAAUGACCCUCAGUCAGUUCGAUCUGAUGAGUUUCCAUCAGAAAAAUUACACCUUCGCUAGACGGGAAGGCGAAUUCUCGGUACUUCAUGUUUCGUUCAAUCUCCAACGACACACCGGGUAUUUCUUGAUUCAGGUUUAUGUGCCCUGCAUACUCAUCGUGGUGCUGUCCUGGGUAUCAUUCUGGAUCCAUCGGGAGGCAACCAGCGAUCGGGUCGGGUUGGGAAUCACUACGGUGCUGACACUGUCGACGAUUAGUUUGGACUCACGAACGGAUCUGCCGAAGGUUCGCUACGCGACGGCCCUGGAUUGGUUUUUGCUGAUGAGUUUUUUCUACUGUAUCGCGACACUGCUGGAGUUUGCCGGAGUGCACUAUUUUACCAAGGUCGGCAGUGGGGAGAUUCCACUAGACGAGGAUGAAUGGGAGGAUAUAGACAACGUGGUGGAGAUUGGACUCAGCGUCAUUUGCAGUGGAAUGCGUUCGCGAACCGCGUCCAUCAAUGAUUCACCGCAACGUUUGAUGCCACCACGGAGACGCAAUUCGCUUAUCUGUCCCAUCUACAAUGAUCCCCAUCACAUGUUCAAACCGACGACCUCACAUCUCUCGACGAUGGAACGGACUACCCAGACGGAACCACCGAAGGAACCCCGUUGGAAGCAGCUUUGGCUUUGCUUUCUGGGCGAUGAUCAAUUCCGACGGCGGAGACAACGCGAGGCAACUGGUCGGGCUGGAGCCAAUCGACAUGUGAACAGUGUUUCGCUGAUCGACCAAGCAGCGAGAGUAAUGUUUCCAGCUUCGUUUACAUUUUUCAAUGUUCUUUACUGGUUAUGCUACUACACCUACCAGGCCGACUUCACCUGGUCCCCUCUGAAGGAGCAAAGUUAAAUCGGCAUUUUGGAUGUUGAAACUAUGACAUAAAUUGUUGAAUAACGAAAUAAAAAUAAUAAUAUAUCAAGUCUACAGGGAAAUCAUCGAAAAAAAUAAUCUUUUUAAAAUAUGCAAUAGUAAAUAUGUUAUUAAAAUAAGAAGGUUUCAUAGGGUACUCAUCCAAGGUUUCAAGUUGGAACGCAUAUCGUAUGUUAAACCGCAAAUCUUACGUUAUAUAUUCGAAUAUGAACACCGUCUUUUAACAAUGUAGAACAAUUGUAGGCUAUUUGCUAAAUGAAAAUAAAUUUAAAUCAAUGCGUAGAUGUAACAGAAUGAUUAGUAAUAUUAUCGUUUUACUUAAUUUUGCAAAUGAGUUGUUGAUUAUUGUUAGCAAAUCAGAACAUGCGAUAAGUUUGAUAUUGUUACCAUACAGUAAACACAAUGUUAAAAUUUCAAUAAUUACAUUCAAAAAACACA